Molecule: messenger RNA, 1767 nt
Organism: Thalassophryne amazonica
Lineage: Eukaryota; Metazoa; Chordata; Actinopteri; Batrachoidiformes; Batrachoididae
Gene: cyp51a1
Product: lanosterol 14-alpha demethylase
Exons: 10
Coding region: 128-1597 (489 amino acids)
Molecular function (GO): heme binding; monooxygenase activity; iron ion binding
Source: RefSeq, a predicted model, not a curated record
AAGUGUUAUACGAGCAUCGGGACAAAUAAAGCUGUAGGUUAAACUUUGUGGAACCUUUUCCCGAACCGCAAAUUUAAUUUACGCUUCUUUUUUUUUUGGAGGACCCUACCGAGCUGAGGGAGCGGUAAUGUUUGCGGGUUUGUACCAGCUGUUCGGGGACGUGAAGAGUUUGAGCGCCGUGCUGUUAGCAGCUUCUGUCGUCACGCUCACUGUGGGAUGGAUUUCAAAAAUACUGCUCAGACAGUCCAUUCAAGAUUUGAGAUAUCCUCCUCAUAUCCCCUCCUGCCUCCCUUUCUUGGGUCAUGCUUUAGCUUUUGGGAAAAGCCCCAUUGAGUUUUUGGAGAAUGCUUAUGAAAAAUAUGGUCCUGUGUUCAGUUUCACCAUGGUGGGGAAAACGUUCACCUACCUGCUGGGCAGUGAGGCAGCCGCAGUGUUGUUUAACAGUAAGAAUGAAGACCUGAAUGCUGAGGAUGUCUACUCUAGACUGACCACCCCAGUGUUUGGCAAGGGCGUAGCAUAUGAUGUCCCCAAUCCUAUCUUCCUGGAACAAAAGAAGAUUUUGAAGACAGGACUGAACAUCGCUCAUUUUAAGGAACACGUCAGGAUCAUUGAAGCAGAGGCCAAAGAGUAUUUUCAGAGAUGGGGAGACAGUGGGGAGAGAAACCUGUUUGAAGCUCUGUCUGAGCUGAUCAUCCUGACAGCCAGCAGCUGUCUCCACGGGCCGGAGAUCCGCAGCAUGCUGGAUGAGCGAGUGGCUCAGCUCUACGCUGACCUGGACGGAGGAUUCACUCAUGCUGCCUGGCUGCUGCCUGGCUGGCUGCCUCUUCCCAGCUUCAGGAGGAGAGACAGAGCUCACCGAGAGAUCAAAGACAUUUUCUUCAAGGUGAUUCAGAAGCGCAGGACCUCUGGAGACAAAGUGGACGAUAUACUACAGACCCUGAUUGGUGCAACAUACAAGGACGGGCGUCCCCUGGAUGAUAACGAGAUUGCAGGGAUGCUGAUUGGUCUCUUGCUAGCUGGUCAGCACACAUCCUCCACCACCAGUGCCUGGAUGGGUUUCUUCCUGGCUCGAGAUAAAACACUGCAGGAUCGGUGCUACAAGGAACAGAAGGCCCUGUGCGGAGAAGACCUGCCUCCGCUGGAAUAUGAUCAGCUGAAGGAUCUCAGCUUGUUGGAGAGAUGUUUAAAGGAAACCCUGCGGCUCCGCCCACCAAUUAUGACCAUGAUGAGGAUGACCCGUUCUCCUCAGAUGGCAGUUGGUUACAGGAUCCCUGUGGGACACCAGGUCUGUGUCUCACCGACCAUUAACCACCGCCUGCCUGACGUCUGGGGUGAGAGGAUGGAGUUUAACCCCGACCGCUAUCUCAGUGACAACCCUGCAGCAGGGGAGAAGUUUGCUUAUGUGCCCUUUGGAGCAGGCCGUCAUCGCUGCAUCGGGGAGAACUUUGCUUACGUUCAGAUAAAAACCAUCUGGUCCACCUUAUUGCGCAUGUACGACUUUGACCUGGUGGAUGGAUACUUCCCAACGAUCAACUACACAACAAUGAUUCACACGCCGAACAAACCGAUCAUCAGAUACAAGCGGAGAAAGUCGUGACUGAAGAUUCUACUUACGGAGUCAUUUAUUAACAUAGUCUGAUUCUGAGGUGAAAAGUAGCCAGUUUGAAUGUGGGGAAUAACAGAGUAAUGUCUCAACCAUCAGCUUUUAUUUCACUAAAGAACUGCAGAUUGACAUUUGGCCAACAGGAAAGUUUAGGUUUUUUUCCC